Messenger RNA from Sipha flava (yellow sugarcane aphid), 1378 nucleotides. Its product is annotated as tigger transposable element-derived protein 4-like. The transcript is spliced from 2 exons. NCBI's taxonomy places the organism in Eukaryota, Metazoa, Arthropoda, Insecta, Hemiptera, Aphididae. The record is from RefSeq and is a predicted model, not a curated record. Gene Ontology annotation, molecular function: DNA binding. Bases 17 to 1378 code for a protein of 453 amino acids. Gene Ontology annotation, cellular component: nucleus.
UCGAACAUCAAAUACAAUGGGCGUUCGUGCAUUAGCAGACAAAUUUAGUGUUAGUAAAACACAAAUUGCUGAUAUUAUAGCAAAUAAAGACGCUCUUUACAAAACUUGGGCUGAAAAUGGAGAAGAGAAACGGAAAUGGACAAAGCUACAAAAAACAGAAACCUCUAUAAUCAACAAUGAAGUAUUAAACUGGUUUUCAAAAUUACGAGAAAAAAAUCUUCCUGUUUCAGGACCGAUGCUUCAAGAAAAAAUUUGUGGUGAAGCAGCAAGUGUUGAUGAAGAAGCCGUUGAUAACUGGAAAGCAAAAAUACCCGAAAUUAUAGCAAACUACGCAGAAUGCGAUAUUUUUAAUGCAGAUGAAACGGGAUUGUUUUAUAGAGUUCUACCUGAUAAAACCAUGGCGUUUAAAAAUGAGAUAUGUACUGGAGGAAAAAUUUCAAAAGAACGUUUAACUGUACUCUUGUGUACUAACAUGUUAGGUGAGUUUGAACGGCCACUCGUCAUAGGCAAAGCUAAACGUCCACGAGCCUUCAAAAAAUUGGAUAUUAACAACUUUCCCGUCAAUUGGUUUUGGAACAAAAAAGCCUGGAUGACGACUGAAAUAAUGACUGAGUGGCUUAUGAAAUUUGAUAACAGAAUGGGUCAAAAUAAAAUAAAAGUUUUACUCUUUUUAGACAACGCGGCUCCUCAUCCACAUUUAAAAAUGAAAAAUAUUGAACUUGUGUUUUUUCCACCUAACAUGACUUCUCAUUGCCAACUGCUUGACCAAGGAGUAAUCCAUCAGUUUAAAAAAUUAUAUCGUACGCAAUUGUUACGUAAAGCUGUUGCUGAUUUGGAUGCCAAUUCAAGUCAACCUAUCAACAUGUUGGAUACAAUUUACUGGGUGUCUUCAUCUACAAAAAACAUUCAACCCGUAACAGUGAAGAAAUGCUUUUUGCGGUCUGGCUUUAGGUACCGUGAUAACAAUGUUACAGACGUUGAUGAUCUACUUACACCAAUAGAAGAACUUGGCAAUCUUAUUAAAGUGAUUGACAAUACAAUUACGGAAAAUGACUACAUAACACUAGACGAUUGCGUAGAGACUUACGACGCCGAUAUCGAAAAUUCAUCUGAUACUACGAGCAUGUCUACUCAAAAUGAAGAAGAAAGUGAUGAAGAAAAUGAUGGGUCCGAAGAUCAAGAAAUUCCAAAAAUAAGAAGUCUACGAGAGGCAUUGCUAGCAGUAAAAGACAUACGUACAUAUAUUUCUUCUAUCGAGGUACAGAAUAGUUCAUUGUUCUCAAACACAAUCCAAUUAGAAAAUGCCUUAACAUACGAAAUAACUACGCCUGCAAUUAGUAAACAAACUAAAGUAACAGAUUUUUUUUAUUUUUAUUAG